AUGAACGUCCUUAUCAAAGAUGGCGUUGCGAAAAUAACAGACUUUGGCUUGUCGAAUGAUCUGAAAAAGGUUGUGCUUACGUCAAAGGGAGCGGGCAAUGCAGCAUAUAUUGACCCAUUAAGGCUUAUAGAUCCAUCAUAUAUUCGUGGAAAAGAAUCUGAUAUCUUCAGUGUUGGGGUAAUAUUAUGGGAGAUUUCUAGUGGAGAGAUUCCAUACGCAGGCUAUGAUGACACUUAUGUUGCCAUAGAGAGAUUCCACGGCCGUCGCCAUCCAAUUUUUCCUGGAACGCCUGAAGAUGGUUAA
Molecule: messenger RNA, 303 nt
Organism: Paraglomus occultum
Lineage: Eukaryota; Fungi; Glomeromycota; Glomeromycetes; Paraglomerales; Paraglomeraceae
Source: the annotation of a GenBank genome assembly